Molecule: messenger RNA, 1430 nt
Organism: Cuscuta campestris
Lineage: Eukaryota; Viridiplantae; Streptophyta; Magnoliopsida; Solanales; Convolvulaceae
Source: the annotation of a GenBank genome assembly
GGGAAAAAUACCCAAACCGUGAUCGAUCAUCGGGUCAACAUCCUGCUCCUUGGAGAUUUCGAAUCACCUGUUAUCACCCCCGCACUGUAAAUCUUUCUUUCCAUUAUUAUUACUACUCUGCCCUCCCAAAUCCACAAAACAAUUCGCCGUUCUUCCUCAGUUCUAUGUGCAAUUCAUACCCUCCACUCUUCCAUUUUGAAAACAUAAAAGAUUAAAAAGUAAAUUUAAGCAAGGAAAGAACUUGGCACAGUUGGGACAAGGACCUGCCAUUGAUCAUCCCAAUGGCAAACCGGCCUACUCGUUCAAGGAGACAGGUGUCGUCUUCUCAGCAGCCAGAAUCACAAUCAAGGGCAAAGUGGAAUGCUCACCUCACUAAUAUAUUGGUGGAGCUGAUGGUAGAGCAAGCUCGGAUUGGAAAUAAACAAAGCAAAUUCUUUAACAAGGAAGCGUGGAAGUUCAUCUGCGACGAAUUCCAUAAAGAAACCGGUCUCCCGUGGGACCAGGAGCAGUUGAGGAGCCGGUAUACUGCUCUUAGGAAGCAUUAUGCCAUUGUAAGGUCAAUACUUGAUCAGGGUGAUUUCAAGUGGGAUGAGUCAACCGGUGCCAUCAUUGCCACAAAUGAAGCAUGGGAUGCAUACAUCAAGGAACAUCCAGAUGCAGAGAUUCUAAGGAGUACAGGCUGCCCAACCUACAUGCAGUUGCGCGCAAUCUUUGCUGAGACCAACAAGACAAAAGGGAAGCCAAAUGGAUCCACUACUACUACAGGGAAGGAGCGGCCCAUUGCUUCACAACCCUCAACUGUGUUUGAUGACAAGGUUUCAUCCUCCGGAUCCGAAGAAGAAGCUGACGUGGCAGACGAGGACGACAAGCCUCACCCAACCAACACAUCUGCAAAAACCAGCAAGAAAAAAGGGCGCAAGGGGUUUGACGAUUUCAUUGCAAAAGCUAUAUCAGAGAUGGCUGCUGCUUCAAGGCUCAGGGCAGAUGCCAUCAACAAGCACAAUGAGAAGUACACCAUAGCUGAUUGUGUUAGAGCUUUGGAUGAGUUACAAGGUGUGGAUGACCAAGUCUAUCUUGCUGCUUUGGAGCUGUUUAACCGUAGGAUAUCCAGAGAGAUAUUUUUGUCGCUUCAACCUGGGAAGAGACUCACUUGGUUGCACUGCAAAGUUGCGCCGUCUAUGGAGGCAGUGUGGCCUACUCCCAGUUCUUUGUAAGAUUUAUCUUAAUAGUCAUUUAUUGCAAAUGUUGAAGAAAAUUCAAGCUUACAUGCAGGACUUUAGAUUUCUCUUCGACGUAUAGCUAAUGUAGAGAGAGUUAGAUCUCAAAAUUUUGCUUGUUACGCAAUUUUAAAUGAGAUACGGGAACCAAUGCUUAGCUUACGCGUCUAGUUUUCAUGUGUAAGUUGUAAACAAGAAAGAGAAGAUUCGUCU